This is a messenger RNA of Mya arenaria, 7115 nucleotides long. RefSeq names its product transmembrane protease serine 3-like. The transcript is spliced from 16 exons. The record is from RefSeq and is a predicted model, not a curated record. Gene Ontology annotation, biological process: proteolysis. The coding region runs from base 40 to 2274 and encodes 744 amino acids. Lineage: Eukaryota; Metazoa; Mollusca; Bivalvia; Myida; Myidae. Gene Ontology annotation, molecular function: serine-type endopeptidase activity.
AGAACAUAGGCUUUAUAUGAUAUAGGGUUUAAGAGGAUAAUGUCGUGGUUAUAUUUUCUUGCCCUGUUUGCCUCGAAGUGGGAAUAUAGUGUGAUUAGCGUUAAAAAUGAUUUAAGGACGAGGAGAGAAGAUUAUGUUGGCGAUACGAUCUGCAAUUCGACUAUUAAUAUUUCACCAGGCGAAAAGGGAAGCCUGUUUAACGACGAAGGCGGUCGAGAAAACUGCUCUUAUUAUCUCCAGGCCCCAGACGGUUAUGUGGUGGAGUUGACAGUAGGCAUGGUGACGUUUGGAGCUGAUACGUGUAGCGAUAAAUGGCUGUUGGUUCGAGAUGGCGCGAGCUCGCAGGCUCAUUCUGUAUGGGAAAUCUGUAGUAAACACACCGAGAGCGCAAAGAAGGAGCUAUGGCGGGGCCGAAAUAUGUCUAUCGAGUACACAAAUAAAGCCGGAAGUGAGGGAAAGUGGUUUCAGCUGGAUUACACGGGGGUGGUAGACAACUUCUUGCCGCUUCUUCCCCCAACCACCACUGAAACACGUGUUAGCGGCGAUAACGACUGCAGCGACCGGCGACUAAAACCUGAUGGGGACUUUGAGCUCCCGUAUACAGCCCCGGAAGUCGAGGACAAUUAUGUGCCCAUUUACAAGGUCACUAUCGAACACGACCAUAGAUGCACUGGCGGGUCACAGUGUGAGGUGAACCAAUGUGACAAUGGUGGAACUUGUGUGACAAACGGUCAUAAGGAAACCUGUCACUGCAUGAAAGGAUACAAAGGGGAGUUUUGCAGAGAAGGAGGGUCUUUUGCUAGUAACCUGGAAUUCGAGCAACGGCCCCAAGAUAGGACGGUUAAACGACAAAACCAGGCAGUCGCCGUGUGUAUUGUGAAACCCCAUAUAAACGGCGACAUUGUCCUGUAUUCUUGGUUGUUUAAAGGAGAGCCAAUACCGGAGUACAGAGCAUCUACCGGGUAUGGAGACCGACGCAACGGCAUUCUAGAGAUUAAGAAGUUUAAUGAGCAGAACGAAGGACAGUAUACUUGCCUGGCACGGGCAGGGAACCUUACUGUGGAACAUGUUUUCUCCAUGACGAUGGUCAAUGACUGCAACUUAGAGGGUUUCAGGGGACCGACAAAAGAAGAAGAGAUUGUGGGCAACACGGUUUUCCUGACAUGCUCUGUUCUAAAUGCGAAAGAAGUACUCUGGAAAAAGGACGGCGAGGUCAUCGAUUUGGAAAAAAACACAAGAAUGAAGCACCUUUCAAACAACUACUUGCAAAUCUCCAAUUUGGAAUUGGAAGAUGAAGGAGACUACUCAUGCGAAGCUACGGACUUCGAAAAUUGUGGAAGCGAGAAGACGGCGCAUCUCACAGUCUUUCGACUUGGAGCACACAGCAAAUACUGUGGCAGAUCUGUGCACGACCAGACAAGGGAAGAUAGGGUCACACCCUAUAUUUCAAAAGGAGAAGAUGCUUACCUGAAGGAACACCCGUGGCAUGUCACAAUGCUCCGAGUUGAUCAUAACGGAAGGCUGCAACCGUUUUGUGGAGCAACACUGAUAUCCCAGAACUAUCUCAUCACAGCGGCCCAUUGCAUCGCAGAUUACCCAGGAGGGAAGGAAAAAUUCACGCCCGAAAAUAUUAAACUCAAUUUUGCCAGUACUCGAUGUUUCACAUCUAACGUUGCGAAGGCAUUUAAAAGGUAUAUUAUUCAUGAGGAAUUCAACAAGACAGCAACCUAUGAUAGCGACAUCGCAUUGAUCGAACUUGAUGAACCGCUAGAAUAUUCGGCUUAUAUCAGACCAGUGUGCCUUGAAGAUGCGACAUACAACAAUCAAAGAUUUUUGGAAGGUAGACGGUCUUCCGUAUCUAGGGGAAGGGUCGUUGGAUGUGGCUGGCUGACGUCUUCACGCUAUGGAUAUUUCCCCGACAAACUUCAGAGCCUUUAUAUGCCAUAUGUGAACAGGGAGGACUGCAGAAAUAAUAUGAACGAGUCCGGGUACCUACAUCUUCUAACAAACAACACGUUCUGUGCCGGAAGACUUGUGCGCGGCGUGGGUGACCUGUGCCCUGGGGAUGGCGGUGACGGUCUGCUCAUGGAGGCGGUUGGAGAGUUCAGGUGGGUUCUUACCGGCAUUGCGACCUUCGCUGUCGGGGGAUGCGACAAUCCGCUCUUCUACAGUAUGUUCACUAACGUGGGCAACUUCUACGAUUGGAUCAAUGACCACACUCAUUUCACAAAGGAGCAAGUGGAUACGUCGUUUCUGGACGAGUUUCAGAAAUAAGCACUUUGCCACAGCAAAUUUCAGCUUUAAAAUAGUUAAUGAAUUUAAUUGUAUGAGAUAAAACGUGCAUUGGAUCACGUUAUGUUAGUAACUAAAUUGAUAUCAACAUAAGGAUAACUGAAUUGAAUGAUUACGUGUGUAGUUCCGAUAUAACUUCAAUGUUUGGGGGGUUUGUUUUGGUGUAAAAGUUUUUUUUUUAAAUAGCAAUGUUUUCAAAUAUUGUGAUUGCUGUUGCUUGAAGAAAACUAUUUUUGUAAUCUUUAGGAUUUUUUUCGGUAUUAUUAGAGAUAUUGUGCUGCAUGAUAUUUAUAUUUAUAGUGUUAACAAAAUAACCAACAUUUAAAAGACAACAUCUAGUCUAGAAUAAUUUUGUUGUACAAAUACAUUAAAGGCAGCACAUUUUGUGAUGUUGCAGUAAUUAUUGUUGCAUCUCUGAUUUAAAAAUAUUAAACAAAGUGACUGUUCGUAAAGAAGUGUCAAAUACAUAGUACUGUAUAAAAGGACUCCGUACACGCAACGUGUACGGGAUGGAUAUACGGACCCGUACACGGAACAUGUACGGGAUGAAUAUACGGAGUCCGUACACGCAACGUGUACGGGAUGGAUAUACGGACCCGUACACGCAACGUGUACGGGAUGAUUAUACGGACCCCGUACACGCAACGUGUACGGGAUGGAUAUAGGACUCCGUACAAGCAACGUGUACGGGAUGGAUAUACGGACCCGUACACGUUACAUGUACGGGAUUGGAAUACGGACCCCGUACACGGAUGAAUGUACGAACCGUACACGGGAUGGACAAAGAAAGGGUUUGACCGUGUUAGACACGAAUGAUAAGAAAUAACAAAUACAUGCUGUUUUUUAUAAAACAUUAUUUAUAGACAUAGGAAAAACUACUAUUAAUAUAAAUUCAUAAGAUUUAAAAAUAUCAUGUUUAGGUAAUCAAUGUUUAAUGUCAUUCUAGAUCUGCCUUAACAUAAUCAUUUCAUUGUGGCAUUUGCUCACACAAAAUGUUGAAUGAUUAAAAUUCCACUGCCUUGUCAAACAACAGUUUAUACAGACUGUUAAAACACAUAACACAACUAAUAUGAGUGCUAUUCCGCGAUUUCUUGGCUUCAGGCAUUAGGUCAAAUUGCGCACGGACAUCAGGUCACUGAAAAAAGAAAUUAUACAGACACAACAAGCUUGUGGCGUACAGACAUUUGAAAUGCAGAUUUGAUAUGAUACAGCAAUAUGGCAAAUUCAUCACCAUGAAGUUAGAAAACCCCGUGAUAGAAAAACCAUGACCCAACCUAUAUAAGUCUAAGUCUAGACUUGUUAAAAUUGCACUCUCAAAGCAUUAAAAGCUGUAAUCUUUGGCAGUUUUUUAGCAAUUGACUGUGAUCUUUGUGCUUGAAUUUAAGGAAUUUAUACAAAAGUUAGCUAAAUCUGAGACAAAAUAUUUUAUGUCAAAACGGGCAAUCUGAGAGAGUGUAGCUCUAAAAAAUUCAACCAGUCCAUUCCCAGAUGUGAUGAUGAAACAUAAACAUAAAUCUGUGUUGUACAUGACAUUUCUAUGAAAAAUUGUCAAUGUAUGCCAACUAAUAUUCAAUCAAAGUAAAUUCAAUACAUAGCUUGUAUUAAUUUCUAAAGGCAUACAUAUUUAUUAUUUUGUUUCCCCUCAAAAUUGUACCAGCGAGCCAAAAAUUGUCUGUCAAAAUGUCAAACCUUUUAGAUUGCCAUCUUUAUUCAGAUGUGCAUUUAUUCUAAUUAAAAGAUAUUUUAAGCUCACAAUGCUGUUCCUUAAUUAAAAUACCAAACCCACAUUUCAUCAGAAUUAAAGUUUAUCCGGUUGUUCAAUGGUUCACGUUCGAAUUAUAAAUACCUAUGCACGGUUCACAGACAUAAUAACUAACUAAUAAUCGGAUUAUCGAACAAUUAUAUCUUAUAAUAUGCUAGCUCGUAGUCUUACCUCAUUAUUGUUGGGUAUUCUUCCUUGUUGCUAUUUGGCUAAUGUAAUGACACAGAUGAUAUCGAUUCUCGCGCUUUCUGCAUCCCUCUGUUACGAUUGGCUAUUGAUUAUACGCUCUUGAUUGGUUUAAUGACCAGCAGCUAAAUAUUGGCUGAAACUUACGCAUUUCUUGAAAAUUUACACUAAAUAUUAAAAUUGUUCUAUUUACUAUUAUUAUAAUAAUAAUAAUAUUAUUAUUAUUAAAUAAUUAUUAUUAUUAUUAUUAUUAUAUCAGCGUAAAUUGAAAUUAUUAUAGUCGCAUAAAUAUGCAUAGAAAAAAAAAUUGAUGUUGUAUGACUAAAAGCCAAAUUAAGCUGAUUCUGAGACAAAACGUAAAUAAGUAAAAAUUGUCAAACUUAAGAGAGUGCAACUUUAAAGAUAGGGCAUCUUUAUUGCAACUCCCUCAUACCAAUGGAUGAGUCAGAGUCAACCGCUAUCAAUGAAAAUCAUGCAAACUUGAAUUUAAUAAUUAUUGUUCUGGAUUUUAAUAAGUAUUCAGUCUAAUUUCUUCAAAAACAGAUGCCUCUUAUUUUAUAUAUGACGUCAGAGCGAAUUUUAUCAGCAUUAUUCAAGUCAGUUGUCACAAUUGUUUAAAUACAAUAAUUAGUGAGAUAAGGAAGCUGGCUAUUUAUAUAUGUAUUUAUUUUUCAUAGGUAUUUAUUUUUCAUUAUUUCUAUUUAUAUUUUAUUCGGUUAUUAAAUUUCCCGCAGUCUGUCGAAUUAAUUAAUAAGAUUUAGAAUUUGUGUGUUUUAGUUGUAUUUCGUAUAGUUUUAUGACCCACUGGCCAUGUGGUUUUUCAAAGCAAAUGAUCAUGUCACUAAUUGACAUAACGCGCGCUGUCAGUCAAACUAGCCGGCCAAUACCCGACCGACCAAUCAGCGUCCAAAUAAGGCGCGGCUUAUCAGUCGCCCUUUGUUAUCCGCCAUGACCUCCGACAAUCUGCACUUCAGUAGUAUAAUACUUUUUUUUCUAAAUAUGUAUUACAAAUGAGUUCUUUAUGAUUGAGAGAAAGAUUAAACAAAUAACGAGAGCCAAAAACACUGACAUUAACACAAUUACAUUGAUUUUGACUUCCUCUGCAUUUCUUUUACAUACACAAUAAUAAAUGAGUAUUAAAACUGCACUCUCACAGAUUGACCGUUUUGACUACUUUUUUGUCUUGGAAUGAGCCAAUUUUGCGUUAUAUUCUGGAAUUCAAUGAUAUAAGACUGCUGACUAAUGAUCAGAUCACAAUUGCUCAUAUUUAGGUUUGAAAAUGGAUGUUUUAUGGCUAAAAGCGUUACAAUAAUACUAACGUUUUAAAAAAAAACUAAAUAUUUCGGCAGCUUUCAAAACAGUUGAGAUCUGUUAUACUGUGAGGUGUCUUAUAUGACUGAAAUGAAGGCAUUGAUGCCAAAUUUAUCAGAUGAGACCAAACUUAAAAAAAUGUUAAAAUUGUCAAUCUUUCAAGAGCAUCUUUAUUUCAACUCCCUCAUACCAAUGGGAGGAUAAGGGUAAACUGCUUUUAAUGAAAAGGAAUUUCAUAAUAGGAAUCAAACUAUGAAGAAAAUAAGCUAACAAUUAGAGCCAUUUUCAAUAAAAUGAAUAUCAAAACAAAUCUGGUUUCUUCAAAAUUAUAACUUAAUGUAAUUUUAAUAAAAUGCAAUUAGAAAACUUGAAAUUGAUGAAUAUUUUUGUUGUGUUUAAUAAGUAGUCGGUCUCUUUUAACGCCUUAUCUUAGAUAUGAUCUUCUUUUAUCAGCAUUCAUCAAAGCAGAUGUCACAGAUAAUAUAAAAUCGUUUAAAUACAAUUUUAAGUGAGAUAAACCUGCUGGAUAUUUAUUUACUUAUUUUAUUUAUUUAUUUACCAUUAUUCAAUUCAUGCAUAAUAUGAUAAAACUAUUUUCCUCAGCUUGUCGAUGAAAUUAAUUAAUAUUUUUAAUAAUUCGUGUUUCGUAGAUUUAUGACCCACUGGCCAUGUGGUUAUGAAAACAAAUGAUCUCCGUGCGACAUGCACCAAUUAAAAAGGCCAUAAAAGUACCCGAGAAAAAGACAGUGAUGACACUUCUUAAUUAUAUUAGGUGCCACCUUUCAAUAUAAAAACAACAUAUAUUAGUUAUGCACCCAGUUUCUUCGGUCACCCAUAAAUUGAAACAGUCGUCUGUGGACUUAUCAGAAAAAUGUAUUAGUUAAUUCCUACGAUUUACUAGAAGUGAUAUAGCCUUAUGUGUUUAUAUAUACGAGGGAACCGAUGUUUCGAACGACCCGAUUUUCAAUUCUCCAGUCUGUUAUGAACUAUAUUUCAGUGUAUUUUAAGUUUGAAGUCGUCUGUUUACUAAGACACCGAUUAUGUGUUGCGUUGUGGAAAUCGCUUAUAUGUUCAAAGGCUGUCGUAUACUAUAUGUAUACUAAAUAUACAUUUUAAAAGAAAUAUCAAUAAAUUAAUAAAUAGAAAUUUUAUUUUUACAAAAUUGUCAUAUUGCAAAGCAAAGUGACAAGUACUCAAAUAUGAUGCCGCAUCAAGUCUGGUUACACUCAACUAAAUUGAGGAGAUUAGUUUUUUAGUGAGCCAAAGUUGUUGCCCUUUUAUAAAUUGUUCGAAACAUACAUUUUUAUUUUUUUUUUGGUUGUUUUUAUAUUUUUAUUUGUCUUCUACAUGUACGGUACUCUAUUACUACAAUAUCCUUUUCCAGAACUUAUUUUAAUUUGUUAAAAUAUAACAAAUAAAAAAAUUAAUAAACACCUAAUAAAUAAAAUAGUCGUACCAUAUGUGUGAGCACGUGAACGUAAUAUUGUAUAUUUUUUGUGUAUAUGCUAAUGCUGCCCUAUAUUGGGCCUUAUGCUUAUAAGAAAUAAAAGUUUGAAAAAAGUUU